Messenger RNA from Pseudomyrmex gracilis, 1916 nucleotides. RefSeq names its product E3 ubiquitin-protein ligase parkin (gene park). Gene Ontology annotation, molecular function: zinc ion binding; ubiquitin conjugating enzyme binding; ubiquitin protein ligase activity. Lineage: Eukaryota; Metazoa; Arthropoda; Insecta; Hymenoptera; Formicidae. Bases 297 to 1796 code for a protein of 499 amino acids. The record is from RefSeq and is a predicted model, not a curated record. Gene Ontology annotation, cellular component: cytoplasm; cytosol; ubiquitin ligase complex. Gene Ontology annotation, biological process: positive regulation of proteasomal ubiquitin-dependent protein catabolic process; autophagy of mitochondrion; regulation of cellular response to oxidative stress. The transcript has 9 exons.
UGCUCGGUGCGAUCCAGUCCAAGUCGUUUCGACCAUUCGCGUUUGAUUCGGUCUGAUGAUCCUUUCUUUCGGAUCUUGUGGAUUAUCAGCUGCGAACGCGUCAGAACGCGUGCAUCUAUCUAUCGUCCAAACAAUCGGUAGAUAAUCAGCGGUUUUGAACAAUUUCCAAUGUUUAUAUAUAGUUUACUAUUUUCCCGUAAAACUGAAUCGUUUUUUUAAUAAACGGUAUUGAAUUUUAUAUUUUAUACGUAUGUAUUAUGUUGUGAAACACUUCCGUGCUCACAAUCGCGGAGAUAAUGGACUUCUGGUUCAAUCUGGUCAGAAGCGCAUUUCUCAGAAUGUUGGAAGUGCUAUGGUUCGGCAAGCGAAAGAUAACAAAUUCCUUGAAUAUAUAUGUGAAAACGAAUACAGGAAACACACUCGCCGUCGAGUUGGAUCCGAAAUGGGACGUAAAAAAUCUGAAAGAAAUUGUCGCACCUCAGAUGGGCAUAGCGCCGGAAAAUGUCAAGAUUAUAUUUGCAGGUAAAGAACUGCACAAUUCGACUAUACUGGAGGAAUGUGAUUUGGGACAACAGAGUAUUUUACAUGCGGUACGGACAAUCUGUAAACCACUCAAGAGAAACAACGCCGCAAGUCCCAUAGAAGAAUCUACACUGGAGACGUCUGAUUCGAGUAACAAUGGGAGUAAACCACUUAAUGAGACACUGAUGGAUUUGCCCUUGGCUGAAUCUGAUCAAAACUCAUCCCUGGAAGGAGAACAGCAGGAAAACCGAGCUCAUUUUUACGUGUAUUGCUCAGUACCGUGUAAAAAAGUGACAACAGGAAAGCUGAGAGUCAAAUGUGCGAGAUGCGGCAGUGGCGCUGUUACUGUCGACAGAGAUCCUCAAUGUUGGCCGGAUGUGUUACUCCCGAAAAGAAUAACCGUACAUUGUGAGAACGAUUCUUGUCCCUCGUCUUCGAACUUCCUCAGCGAGGAGACAGAAUCUCAAAUUUGUUUUGCCAACUUUUAUUUCAAAUGCGCGGAACAUCUCAGUUUGGGAGAAAGCGACGAGGCUGUACCUCUUUAUCUCAUAAAGACCAACUUGAAAAACGUACCUUGUUUAGCGUGUACAGAUGUCAGAGAAACUGUAUUGGUAUUUUCUUGCAAAGCUGGUCAUGUAACUUGUCUCGAUUGCUUUCGCGAUUAUUGCGCAAUUCGCUUGCAAGAACGACGAUUUGAAUUCGAUAGUGAUGAGGGAUAUUACACGUUACCGUGUCCGGCUGGAUGCCCCGAUUCUUUUAUUCGCGAGGUUCAUCAUUUUCAUCUUCUCAGCGCAGAACAGUAUGAGAGAUAUCAAAGAUUUAGUACUGAAGAAUACGUUCUGCAAGCUGGCGGUCUACUGUGUCCGCAACCGAACUGUGGGAUGGGUAUCAUACCACCAGAUAUACAAGAUGACAAAGAUUGUCGUAGGAUACAGUGCAUAGGCGGAUGCGGUUAUGUUUUUUGCAGACUUUGUUUGCAAGGUUAUCAUGUGGGAGAAUGUGAAUCGCAAACAUCGGAAGCAUCUACAAGCAUCCUUUCUUCCAGUUAUUAUUCGGUGGAUCCUCUGAAUGCAAAUAAAGCUACAUGGGACGAAGCUAGCAAAAAGACAAUUCAAAUUUGUACAAAACCUUGUCCGAAAUGCAGGACUCCUACUGAAAAAGACGGAGGUUGCAUGCACAUGGUGUGCACAAGAGCAGGAUGUGGUUAUCAUUGGUGCUGGGUCUGCCAAACGGAAUGGACUAGAGAAUGUAUGGGUAAUCAUUGGUUUGGAUAAUAUAUCGAAGCCGUUUAUGUAUCGAUAUACAUAAUAUAAAUUGAAAGUUACUCGAAAAUUAUACACGUGUUUCCGCAAUGUGGAAACACAUUUAAAUAAAAAUCAACAUUUGGCAGUUUA